This is a messenger RNA of Ciona intestinalis (vase tunicate), 2012 nucleotides long. The record is from RefSeq. Lineage: Eukaryota; Metazoa; Chordata; Ascidiacea; Phlebobranchia; Cionidae.
AACUGUUCGGACUUCUCGUUUUUUUUUGUGUUAAAAAGCCACGGUUUUAAGGUAUAGCAGCGGGUUUUGUACUCUGGCUUUUUUUCACCAAUGAGUCCACCAGGUUUUCGUGUUUGUUAUUUAUGCGGACGGGAGUUCGGUUCAAAAUCGUUAACCUUUCACGAGCCAAAGUGUUUGGAAAAGUGGCACUUCGAAAAUCAAAAACUGCCCCCAAAUUUGAGAAGAAAACCUCCAAAGAAACCAGAACUACUGCCAUCAAUUCCCAACACUGGAUCUAAGAAAAGCCAUCAAUCUGCUAUAUCUGAAUACAAUGAAUCUGCCUGGCAAUCUGCACAGUCCCAGCUUAUCCCAUGUGAAAGAUGUGGAAGAACGUUUCUGCCUGAUCGACUAAUAGUUCAUUCAAGAAGCUGCAAAGGUGUGGUCAGACCUUCGACUGUGGUUUAUAACAAGAGAGCAAAACCAAACAAAGAAAGCUUGAAUCAUCCUGUCGUAACCUCUGAAAACACUUUCGAAUCACUGGACGCAUUCUACAAAGGAAAUGUUGGCAUUUCUACUAAAAAUGGCACAAACUCUCAACAUUUAAAAGACCCUAUGAAAGUUAAUAGUGGUUCAGCUUCAUUAAAAAGGUCCAUCACCCCAUCAGAGAAAAAUAAACUUUCUUUUAAGAAAGAAAACAGCACAUAUUCUCAUAAAACUGAAAAUAAAACCAGUGUUAGAACGCAGAGAAAUCGAACUCCAAACUGGAACAAAACUGAUCAAAAAUCCUACACUCCAACGCAGUAUGAAACAAGUAUGCCAAAUAUUAAACUCUCAAUAAAUGAACCAAGAAAAUCGACAAUAAGAAUUAAAAGAUUGGAAACAAGUUCUGUGCCUCAAGGACACAUGCAACCACACCCACCAAGGGCUGUGGAUAAAACAAGACAAUCUAUGCCAACUGGCAGGGCUAGCAGAGGACCAAGUAGACAAGGUAGAGAAACAUCUUCUACAAAUAUAUCGUUAUCUCGCCCCACCACACGUACAAUGCAUCGACAUGAGAAAACAGAGGUUGAGAAUUACAAAUUAGAUACAACGCCAAAAGCAUCUGAUAUUGAAGUUACUUAUGAGAGUAUUUCAGAAAGUUCAGCGAAUUCUUACCCAAAACUGCAACGAAAAUCAACUUAUGAAGUUGAUAAAAUGACAUCUGCCAUUAGCGAAAAAUCCUCUCAUCCGGGAGCAAGUUUGCUCCCAUCGAGAUCCCGCUUUGCUCCAAGUCCAAACCGUCUCCGGACUUCAUCCAGCAGAAGUUUGCAUCCAGACCGAGAAAGUUUGGUCAUGAAACCGGUUACUCCAAGUUUGAGGCUUUCUAAACAAAGGAACACAGCACCUGUAGAACCAACUGCCAGAAAAUCAACAGUGAAAAUGAGAGCGCCACCAUUUGUGAUCUGUUACAUUUGUGGGCGCAAAUAUGGCAGCCAGUCAAUUAUCAUUCAUGAACCACAAUGCUUGGAAAAAUGGAGGGCCGAGAAUAAAAGGCUUUCUAAACGACUGAGAAGACCCGAACCUAAAAAGCCUGAGAUCCGUCCAAUAACAGCUAAUGGUAAUUACAAUUUUGAAGAAGCUAACAAUGCAGCUUGGGAAGCCUCCCAACAGCAGUUAGUUCCAUGCCAACUUUGUGGUCGUACUUUUCUGCCAGACAGACUGCUUGUGCAUGAGCGGUCAUGCAAAGGGAAAAGAUAAAAAUAAAGAUUUCAAAUUUUUAGGUCCUUAUUUUGAUAUUUACUUUUCACAAUUGCAGUUUUAUUAACUCAGUGUACUAUAGACUAUACCUGCAUUUUAGUUUAAUAACACUUAAUUUUGUAAAAGCAUAAAUAGACCACAACAAAAAUGAGCCACAGUUUAGCGAUAACAUUUUAUUUUUUUACUAAAUCAGUUUAUUUUGCAUGAAUUUUCAGUGUUUCUUGAUUGAAUUGCAAUAGUUGUAUUCAGUAUUAAACUGUCACUGUUUCAAUAUUUGCACAUAGAUAAAUAAAAAG